Messenger RNA from Branchiostoma belcheri (Belcher's lancelet), 1216 nucleotides. RefSeq names its product adenylate kinase 2, mitochondrial-like. Gene Ontology annotation, cellular component: cytoplasm; mitochondrion. Lineage: Eukaryota; Metazoa; Chordata; Leptocardii; Amphioxiformes; Branchiostomatidae. The record is from RefSeq and is a predicted model, not a curated record. The transcript is spliced from 7 exons. Bases 132 to 857 code for a protein of 241 amino acids. Gene Ontology annotation, biological process: ADP biosynthetic process. Gene Ontology annotation, molecular function: ATP binding; AMP kinase activity.
GCCAUGUUGUGACCUGUGACCCGGCGCGUGGGACAGACAGUCAGAAGCAGCUCCGCUCACAAACCAAGGACAGAAGUCCUCUAAAAACUCCCGUAUACAUCACCAACCGGACCGACUCACAGGACUAACCCAUGGCGCCCGUACCGAAGGUCCAGCCGGCGGCGGGGGACCAGCCCGCCGGGAUCCGGGCCAUCCUGCUCGGGCCGCCCGGUGCCGGGAAAGGCACUCAGGCUCCCAAGCUGGCAGAGAAGUACUGUGUAUGUCACCUCGCCACAGGUGAUAUGCUUCGUGCUGUUGUUGCCUCUGGAUCUGAGCUUGGGAAAAGGCUGAAGGAAACAAUGGACCAAGGUAAACUGGUUAGUGAUGAGAUGGUUGUGGAGAUGAUUGACAACAACCUGGACAAACCUGAGUGUCAGAAUGGCUUCCUGCUGGACGGCUUCCCUCGUACUGUCACUCAGGCAGAGAAGCUGGAUGACCUCCUGGACUCCAGGCAGUCCCAGCUGGACUCAGUAGUAGAGUUCGGGAUUGACGACUCUUUAUUGGUCAGGAGGAUCUGUGGCAGGCUCAUCCACAAGCCCAGUGGAAGAUCGUACCAUGAAGAGUUUAACCCUCCUAAGGUGGAGAUGACUGAUGAUGUGACUGGUGAACCGUUGAUACGUCGGUCAGACGACAAUGCUGCGACGCUGACCAAGCGACUGGAGGCGUAUCACAACCAGACCAAACCACUGGUGGACUACUACCAGAGGAAGAACCUCCACGCCAAGGUGGACGCUGCACAGAGUCCAGACAUCGUCUUCGCAAGCAUCCAGGCAAUUUUUGACCAGGCAACCAGUAAAGAUAAAGUGCUGUUCAUGUGAAAGUCACCAGGGGGCAGUGCUUCUUAUAACAUAGGGAUGUAGCUGGUGGAACUUGAUAACCAUAAUAAACAGUAUACAAUUGGUGGCAAAAUAAUUAAAAUGUUACAUGUCCAUCUACAACUUUGGGACCCAACUGGAAUAGCACAAAUUAUGGUGUUAUGCCUCAUAGAAAUGUCAGACAAAAUUGUGUCAAUUUUUAAAUAUUGAAAAUGAAAUACACAAACUUAAAAGACAAAGCUGUUAAGUACAAGUAAAAAAAAGUACAAAAACUGGCCAUAUUUCUACAUGUUUAACAGUUGUACAAUGAUUGGUUUCUCUACAAUGUCUGUCAUAUAUACUAGGACACAGUAAUACAUGUA